Quercus lobata is the source of this 1720-nucleotide messenger RNA. RefSeq names its product pentatricopeptide repeat-containing protein At4g21300-like. Lineage: Eukaryota; Viridiplantae; Streptophyta; Magnoliopsida; Fagales; Fagaceae. Gene Ontology annotation, biological process: RNA modification. Gene Ontology annotation, molecular function: protein binding; RNA binding. The transcript is spliced from 3 exons. The record is from RefSeq and is a predicted model, not a curated record. Bases 92 to 1456 code for a protein of 454 amino acids.
CCUCACAUUUGUUUCGUGAGAUGAUAUCUAUUGGUUUCAAACCAGACUCGAUCACCUUUGCAAGUUUCCUUCCAUCAGUGACUGAAUCCGCAUGUCUCAAACAAGGAAAGUGGAGAUGGCAUGCAAACUUUUUAGCCAAAGCAGCACAGCUGAUGUCGUUGUUUGCACGACUAUGAUUUCAGGGCUUGCACUUAAUGCAAUGAAUACUGACGCUUUAGACAUUUUCAGGUGGUUACUGAAGGAGAAGAUGAGACCGAAUUCUGUAACACUGGCAAGUGUUCUGCCGGCUUGCGCUGGUUUGGCUGCCCUGAACUUGGGGAAGGAAUUGCAUUGUAACAUACUCAAGAAUGGGCUUGAUGGGAGGUGUCAUGUUGGAAGCGCGAUUACAGACAUGUAUGCUAAAUGUGGAAGGUUGGAUCUUGCUCAUCAUACUUUUGAAAGGAUGUCAGAAAAGGAUAGUGUGUGUUGGAACUCAAUGAUCACAAGCUAUUCCCAGAAUGGUAAACCAGAAGAGGCCAUCAAUCUUUUUCAUCAAAUGGGGAAGGGAGGAACCAAGUAUGAUUGUGUAAGCAUUUCAGCUGCACUAUCUGCUUGUGCAGCCUUAUCAUCACUGCAUUAUGGGAAAGAGAUCCAUGGUUUCAUGAUUAAAGGUGCAUUCAGCUCUGACCUUUUUGCUGAGAGCGCACUGAUAGACAUGUACGCUAAAUGUGGAAACUUGGAUUCUGCUCGCUCUGUGUUUGACAUGAUGCAAGGGAAGAAUGAAGUUUCUUGGAAUAGCAUAAUUUCUGCUUAUGGGAACCACGGUCAUCUCAAGGACUCUCUCACUCUAUUCCAUGAAAUGUUGGAAAAUGGAAUUCAGCCUGAUCAUGUCACCUUUCUUGCAAUAAUUUCUGCUUGUGCUCAUGCUGGCCAAGUUGACAACGGAGCUCAUUACUUCCGUUGCAUGACUGAGGAAUAUGGAAUUCCAGCACGGAUGGAGCAUUAUGCAUGUAUGGUAGAUUUGUUUGGACGCGCUGGUCGGUUGAAUAAAGCAUUUGAAACUAUAAAGAGUAUGCCAUUCACUCCAGAUGCUGGUGUUUGGGGGACAUUGCUUGGUGCUUGUCGAGUCCAUGGCAAUGUUGAACUUGCUGAAGUAGCUUCUAGACAUCUUUUUGAUUUAGACCCACAAAAUUCUGGCUACUAUGUGUUGCUUUCAAACAUACAUGCUGAUGCUGGACAGUGGGGGAGUGUGCAUAAGAUACGGAGUUUGAUGAAAGAAAGACAAGUUCAGAAGGUACCUGGGUACAGCUGGAUUGACAUCAAUAACAUCACCCAUAUUUUUUCUGCUGCAGAUGGAAGUCAUCCACAAUCUGCUGAGAUCUAUUCACUACUGAAUAAUCUUCUUCUAGAGCUAAGAAAAGAGGGCUAUGUUCCUCAGCUUUACCUUCCAAUGCACCCACAAACCAUGGGAUUGUGAUUACCAGAAAAAAUAUCAAUUUUUUAUUGUCAGUGUCAACAGUAACUAAUAUCUAAUGUUGGUUUGGUGUCUUGCCAAGGUAAGUGAGGGCAUUGCUGCUUUUUGAAUUAUGCUCUUCUAUCUUGUUAUCUUAUCGACGGAGAUAUAUUUGAGCUUCUAUGAUUAAAAGAAGCCUGUGAUUGUGAUACAAGAAAUUCAAAUUUUGUUAUCUACACUGUAUUUGUCAAUCUAGUAUAUAAUUAUUUUGUAAACACAAAAAUUGAU